Messenger RNA from Carlito syrichta (Philippine tarsier), 2621 nucleotides. It is a transcript of the gene ABITRAM, whose product is annotated as family with sequence similarity 206 member A. Gene Ontology annotation, molecular function: actin monomer binding; actin filament binding. NCBI's taxonomy places the organism in Eukaryota, Metazoa, Chordata, Mammalia, Primates, Tarsiidae. The transcript has 6 exons. The record is from RefSeq and is a predicted model, not a curated record. Gene Ontology annotation, cellular component: nucleus; lamellipodium; filopodium tip. Gene Ontology annotation, biological process: regulation of filopodium assembly; dendrite morphogenesis; regulation of actin filament polymerization. The coding region runs from base 90 to 635 and encodes 181 amino acids.
UGUGCGCCGGAAGAACACCCUGUGCCCGGGCCUGUUGGGAGGAAACGCUUGGGUCCGGGAAGGCGGGGGUGGCCGCGCCGGAGGUAGCCAUGGCUACCGAGCCCGAAGCUUCAGAGCCUGUGGUGCCGUCGCUAGUGGAUCGUUACUUCACUCGCUGGUACAAAGCCGAUGUCAAAGGAAAACCCUGUGAGGACCAUUGUAUACUACAACAUUCUAACCGAAUAUGUGUCAUCACAUUGGCAGGUUCUCAUCCAGUUCUUCAAAGUGGAAAAACAAUUAAAAGCAUUUCCUAUCAAAUCAGUAACAACUGUAGCAGACUUCAGAACAAGGUCUCUGGAAAAUUUAAGCGGGGGGCACAGUUUCUAACAGAACUUGCACCUCUGUGUAAGAUUUACUGCUCAGAUGGAGAAGAAUAUACCAUAUCUAGCUGUGUUAGAGGACGGUUGAUGGAAGUGAAUGAAAACAUUCUCCAUAAGCCAUCUAUUCUUCAAGAAAAGCCAUCUACUGAAGGCUACAUUGCAGUUGUGUUGCCCAAAUUUGAAGAAAGUAAAAGCAUAACAGAAGGGUUAUUGACACAAAAACAAUAUGAAGAAGUCCUGGUGAAACGCAUUAAUGCCAUAACAGCUACGACAUGAGGACUGAGCUAGAGCAAAAAGCAACAAGGGAUUCUUAUAGUUACCUGGCCUAAAACCAUCAGUGCACUAAAGGAGAGGAACCCGCAUAUGUGAAGCACACUUCACACCCACCCAUCUGCAGGGAAGGCCUGAUGCUUCCCUUAACCGGGUUUUCCUAGUUUGUCUCACAUAAGAGCGUUCGUUCCCAUUUGUUUUUAGCCUCCCAAAUCUGGCCUGCCCAUGUUUUUAUUUUGUUAUUCUCUUGCAUACUAAACUAGCAAGCAAGGAAUGUUUUUCUGAUUAAAAAUGAGCAAGCAAGCUCUUUGCGAAAAAUUUGGAAAAUACAGAAAAGUUUUAAAACACCAAAUACAAAUAAUUUACCCAACAUCCUAUAACUCAAAAGUAAAUACAGUUGACCUUUGAACAACAUGAGUUUGAACUAUCAGGGUUGAUUUGUACACGGACUUUUUUCAGCCAAAUACUGAUAAAAAAUAAUUGUAUUUGCUAAAUGUGAAACCCUUGUAUAGGACAGGCCAGCUUUUCAUGUGCUCAAGUUCCACAGGGCUGACUGUGGGACUUUAGUAUGCACAGAUUUGGACAUAUGCAGAAGAUCUUGGAACCAAUCCCCUGCGUAAACCAUUGGAUAAAUAUACUACAUUUUUACACACUUCUGUUUGAACAUUAUGGUAUAGUUAUUGUUCUGGCCUCAAUUUCCUAUCAGUUUGACAUUAAGAAAAACCUAACUGACCUUUAUUACCCAAUCUUCAGUGUGAUACUACCAAAAAAUCUAGUCUCACCCAUUCUGCCUCAACUCCUCUUCCUUUAGAUUGUAAGGGGGAGGCAGGAGUGUAGAGUACCUUCUCUCCUUAAUGUCAAGAGGUUGGUGUUCCCUCUGAAACAGAGUAGACCUGUAACACCGUGACUUCUUAAAUGAGGGAGCACACAUGAAGACUGAAAAAUACAAAGGUUUUCCUAGCAAACGAAUGUGUCAUAAUGCAGUGGUAAGCUGAUUCUUGAAGUAUGCAUGUUGUAGUCAUUCAGUUUGACUUGCUCUAGUUUACAGGUUAACCAGCAAAGAAGUAACUGAGACUGUGCCAUUCAAAGGUACAAAUACCUUUGAAAGGAACAAAGUUUUGCAUCACUAAAACUAAUAUAUACAUAUAUGUAGUUUAAGAUUGAUGUACAUUAUUUUUCCUUAAGGGCUGAAACACAUACAUAUAUUUAAAUAUCCCUGCUUCAAAAUGAAAUACAUUUUUAUACAGAAUAAAUCACUUGAUGCAUAAAUUCUCUUGGUUCACUGUCCUUGUAUGCUGUUGAAGUCCUAAGUUAUCCCUUGCCCACCCCCACUUGCACUCUCAUAAGAGAAUAUUCCUUUUUUCAGGUAUGUAAAAGUAUUUUGUAAAUGAAUCUUAAAAAUCAUUUUUGGUUCACACGAAAAACUUCUUGUAACCUGAGUGCCAGCCAGCAUGACUAUCCCCUAAAUAUUACCCACCAGGCAUUAUAUACCUCCAGUGAUGGUGCUAUAAGCUGAAAUUUAAGCACAGACCAGCAGAUUCUCACUUUGAGUAGCACAGUGAUUCCUAAAGACUUCAUAAAACAAAGACACUAAAGAUAAUACAAGAAUUGUAUAUAUUUCACAUAAACAUUACUUCAUGUCAUUCUCCCAUCAUUUCUAUUACGGUUUAAAAGAAUGUUUAGGUUUCAGAGAAAUCAUGAUUGAUUAUUCUGAUUACGCAAGUAUUUUGUAAAGGCCAUUAAUCAAGCUGAGUGCAUCCCUUUUUCCCCCCAAUGACUACAGUAAAAGUUUCCUCAAAAUAUUGUCUAGCUAAUUGAUAAUACUGUGGUUCUUCAGGAUCUUCUGUGAAUAUUGAUUAUGACUGAUCCAACUAACAUGUCCUAUUAGAUUUCAAAAUGAACGUCAAAGCAUUAGGAUACAAACACUGUGAAAGGGGUCCAAAACAAAGUUAACCAUACUAUACCAGAAGGAGAAACCUAUAAACCAGAUUU